AUGGCCACGCCCACGUCCAGCCGCGCGCCUUCCGAUGCCCUGCCUGCCGAAAAUGGCCAGGCCUCGCUCGCGGCGCGUCGCACCUCGCUCGGUUUCCUUCGUCGUUCUAAAUCCACCGAGCCGCUCGGUGAACGCAAGCCAUCCGGCAGCCGCAAGAAGAUGUCCAAGACCCAAGCCAUGGAAGAGGAACUCCGCCGUCAGCGUGAAUCCUACGCCCCCAAGAACGCCCCUCGUUUGCCUGAUCUCUCACCCACCCCCCAACUCGAGACCUUUGGAGGUGAAGAACGUGAUACCCUCGCUCCCCCCGAGCCCCCUCUGCCUCGUCCCCAAUCGGGAAUUGUGCCCCCCACCGCGUCUAUGAACUCGCCCACUGAUGCCGUUGACCCGUACGCUCGCACCGAGAGCAUGACCCAUCGUGGCCGUUACAGCUAUGCCAGCAGUGCGAUCAGCACUGUCAACAGCCCCCGUCGGAUUCGUCGUCGGAAGGAUCCGACUCCCUACAAUGUGCUGGUGGUUGGCGCCCGUAACUCCGGCAAGACCUCUUUCCUCAACUUCCUGCGCAAGGCCCUGACCAUGCCCCCGCACAAACACCCCUCACGUAGCCCGGAAGAGCUGGAAGAGUUGGAGCGUCAAACCUCUGCCUAUGAAGGAUUCACCUCGCAAUACUUGGAGACCGAGAUUGAUGGAGAGCGCGUUGGCCUCACCCUGUGGGAUUCCACCGGUCUCGAGCGCAACAUUGUGGACCUCCAGAUGCGUGCGGUGACUGGCUUCCUGGAGAGCAAGUUUGAGGAGACCCUCGCGGAGGAGAUGAAAGUGGUGCGCUCUCCCGGUGCUCGCGACACCCAUAUCCACUGUACCUUCCUGCUGCUGGAUCCCGUUCACCUGGAUGAGAACAUUGCCGCUGCCGAGCGCAUCGCCAAUGGAACUCCCAAAGCUACCGAUGUCCCCGUGGUCGGUGUCCUGGACCAGAACCUCGACCUGCAGGUGCUGCGCACCAUCCUGGGCAAGACCACCAUUGUCCCCGUCAUCAGCAAGGCGGAUACUAUUACCUCUGCGCACAUGGGAUACCUUCGCAAGGCUGUGUGGAACAGCUUGAAGCAGGCCAACAUCGACCCUCUGGAGAUUCUGACAUUGGAGGAUCAGGAGGAGUACACUUCGUCGGAGAGUGCAGAUGAGGAGGAAUCCGUGCAAGGAGAGACCGCCGAGACCCCCGCCGAGCCUACCGAAAAAGCCAGCGAGUCCAAGGAAGACCAAACCGAUGGCCCGACCGAGUCAAAGAGUUCAGAGCAUCCACAGGAGUCCAUCCCCCAGUCGCCCUCGCACCGCAGUCAGCAUUCUGUUAGUGCUUCGCCCGCCAACCCGCACGUUCCCUUCUCCAUCCUUUCCCCAGACCCGCACUCCUUGGCCUCUGGAGAAGAGCCGGUCGGACGUCGAUUCCCCUGGGGUUUCGCCGACCCUUACGAUCCCGAGCACUGCGACUUUGUGCGCCUGAAGGAUUCAGUAUUCAGUGAGUGGCGGGCUGAGCUGCGUGAAGCCAGCCGUGUGAUCUGGUAUGAGCGCUGGAGAACCAACCGCCUCAACCGUAAUGGCCACCCCACGCCGCUGCCAUCGAAAAAGUCAUAUGGAGGUCGCAUGGGAGCUAAUCACGACGGUCGCCGCACGCGAUAA
This is a messenger RNA of Penicillium daleae, 1668 nucleotides long. It is a transcript of the gene aspE, whose product is annotated as septin. Gene Ontology annotation, molecular function: GTP binding; GTPase activity; molecular adaptor activity. Gene Ontology annotation, cellular component: cell division site; septin ring; cytosol. The record is from RefSeq and is a predicted model, not a curated record. NCBI's taxonomy places the organism in Eukaryota, Fungi, Ascomycota, Eurotiomycetes, Eurotiales, Aspergillaceae. The transcript has 2 exons. The coding region runs from base 1 to 1668 and encodes 555 amino acids. Gene Ontology annotation, biological process: cytoskeleton-dependent cytokinesis.